Ichthyophthirius multifiliis is the source of this 2988-nucleotide messenger RNA. RefSeq lists its product as hypothetical. The record is from RefSeq and is a predicted model, not a curated record. Gene Ontology annotation, molecular function: protein binding; calcium ion binding. The transcript is spliced from 5 exons. Lineage: Eukaryota; Ciliophora; Oligohymenophorea; Hymenostomatida.
AUGGACAAAGAAGAAUUAAUAACAUAUGAAAAUAUAUUAUAUGUAAUUAAAAAAUUCCAAAAAUAAGGUUUUGAAAGUUUAAAAUUGGAAGAUUUGGCUAUUGCCAUAUCCGUUUCAGAUUUUCGAAUUCAUUUUUUGAAAUAGACAGGUAUAGAUUGGGUUUAAAAAUAUGAAUUAAAGGCGUUAGAAAAGCUCCGUAAAUGUAAUUUCGAUAUGUAGUGGAUGUAGUCAGAAAUUUAAGAAGAAUAUACUCCUUUAUUUAAUUAUAUUAAAAAGGGCGAUUUAUAAAAAACAAAAGAAUUUAUAUAAAAUCAUUCACAAAUAGAAUUAAUAAGGAAAGCAUAAGAUUCUCAUAAUCGUUCAGCUUUGCAUUUAGCUUCAAAACUAGGUCAUACAGUAAUUGUAGAAUAUUUACUUUUAUAAGGAUUUAGUGUUUUUAGUCGAGAUAAAUAAUUGCAAACUCCUUUACAUCUAGCUGCUUAUUAUUCUUAGGAAUAUAUUUGCGAAUAAUUAAUUAAAAAAGGUGCUUCUUUGGAGGCUACAGACAUAAAAGGAAGAGCUCCUUUUCAUUAUGCAUGCUGUAGCUCAAGCUCAAGAAUAGUUAUUAUGUUUAUUGGUUUAUGCCCAGAAAUAGUCGAAAGUGUUGAUAAUGAUCUUUUAAAUGGAUUACAUUAUGCUGUGUUAAAUUCUUCUUAAAAAUAAGUAGAAAUUAUUAGGGCGCUUUUGGAUUACGGUGUAAAAGUUAAUUAAAGAGAUAAGGAUGGAAAGACACCACUUUAUUUAGCUUCAGAAACGGGGAAAAGUAGAGAUGAUAUUUAAUGGAUGGAUAAUGCAAUUAAAGGAUAAAAUUUAAUUAAAGAAGUACCUUUUAAAGAAAAUAUAAAUACAUAAUAAAAUACUGUUAAAAAAAAUAAUACUUAGAAAAAAUUAAAAGAAUAAUAAGGAACUAUUUAAGGUUGGGUAAGAGAAAAGUUUUUUAAAUUAAUGAAAAAUGUAUAAGAAGAAGGAAUAAAAGUAAACUAACAUUUGAAAAAGCCGUUUAUUUAUACAGGAAGUUGGAUGGAAAGUAUAUAAAAUGUGGAAGAUUUGUACAAUUUAUUGAGUAAUAAUAUGAAUUCUACAGAAGCUACAUUGUGUGCUUUUAAUAUAUUAUGUCCAUAUGAAGGAGAACUUCCAAAAGAAGAAUAAAAUAAAGAAGUUAUUGAUAACUUUUAUGGAGAUGCAUGGGGAUCAUGCUUGAAGGUUACUUUAGAAACUAAGAAGAAAUAAGAUGAAGAAUUAUAAGAAAAAGUUUUUCAGGUUGAUGAUUUAAAAGAGAAAUUAGAAGUCUAUGAGAAAAUUUUAAAGGAGAAAACCGAAGAAAUGAAAAAGUUAAGAUAAUAAAAUGCAGAAAUGAAUAUAAAAUUAGAAGAAUAUAAAGGAGUUUAAAUAAAUUAAGCGAAUUUAUAAUUACUUUAGGAAAUUUAGAAGGAAAACGAGAAGCUUAAAUUAGAAAUCAGGGUAAAAUCUAGAGAAUUAAUGGAAAAAGAUAUGGAAAUAUAACUUUAAAUGCUAGAAGGGAAUAAAGAUUUGGGAGAAAAAAAAGACGAGAAGAAUAAAAGGGAAGUUUAAUUAGAAGAAGAACUUAAAAUUUUAAAAAUUGAAAAUUAAAUGUAGAGAUUUAAAGCAGGAUAAAUUUUCUUAAAUGCAUUAGAUAAUAAUAAUAAAGGAAAUAAUAAUAAUAGAGGAAAUAAUAAUAAUAAUUAAUAAAAAGUCGAUGAAGAAUUAAAUAUUUUUGAUGACGAUGCAAUUAUUAAUUUAUAUAAAGCUUUAAAAGAAAAUCCUUAACCGAAGUUUAUUUAGAGAUUGAAAGAUGUAGAUAAAGACAAGGAUGGGUUUAUUAGUUAAAAUGAGUUUGUUAAAUUUUGUAAUUAAUUGAAUCUUUCUAAUUAAGAUAUUGUUUCUUUAUAAAGGAUUGUGGGCUUUUUUGAUUAAAAAAAAAGCCUCGGGAUAAGCGAGUUUAAGGAAAUAUUGGAAAGUAGACCUAAAUAAAGGUAAAUUUAGGAAGAAAUUUUAUUCAAGAAAAUCCUUUAAUGUUUUUAAAAAGAUAACAUUUCUUUAGAAGAAGUUUUUAUUUAGUUAGAUUAAGAUAAUAGUGGAGAUAUAUCUCCAUAAGAGCUGAAAGAAGGGCUUUAAAAUAUGAAUGCGGAUCUUAAUUAAGCAGAUUAUAAUUGUCUUUUCAAUAUAUUUGAUAGAGAUAGAAAUGGGAAGAUUUCUUUAUAAGAAAUGAAGGAGACUAUGUAGAUUUAUUUAGAAAAAAUGGAAAAAAAAGUGGAAGAAGAAGUAAUGGAAUAUGAAGAAAUUUGGAUAAAAGAAAAUCAGUAAUUUUUAAUAGAAGAAAAAGAUUUAAAUUAGAAUUAAUUUUUAUCUUUAAAAAAUUAAAUUAAAAUUCAAAUUCCAGGGUUUAGAGGAAGAAUUAACUCGAAAAAUGUUUUCUUUAAAAUUGCAUUAAAAGGAAGUGUAGAAAACUGUAUUUUUAAAUAAGGAAUUAUCUAAAAUAAUUUAACUUAAAUUGCUUUGAGGUUCACUUUUGAGGAAAAUACAAAAAUAUGUGAUAUUGGAUAGUUUAUUAAUAUUUAAGUAUUUUCAAAUGAAAAAAUUUCAGAAAAUUCCUUUUUAGGAGAAGUUUUUGUGGCUUGGAAAUGUUGUUUAAAUACUAAAAAUGAAUGGAAAAUUAAUUAAGAAUUUAGCUUUGUGAAUAAUGAAUAUAAAAGAAAUAAAAAUAUUGAAACUAAUGGAAGAAACAUAAAUAGAAUCAGAAAUAUGCUAAAUAUUUGCAUAAAUUGAGACCAAAUUGAAAAAUAAUUCAAAAAUAAAUAUAAAAUAACAUAAAUGUAAAAAUUAAAGCGAUGAAAACAAAAAAAUUACAAGUGUUUUAACAGAAUAAAAUCAAUUCGAAAUUGAAAAAAUUCUUUAAAAGUAUAAUGUGAAAUCCAUUAAAGAUUUUUU